Molecule: messenger RNA, 1934 nt
Organism: Oncorhynchus masou masou (cherry salmon)
Lineage: Eukaryota; Metazoa; Chordata; Actinopteri; Salmoniformes; Salmonidae
Product: voltage-dependent calcium channel gamma-5 subunit-like
Exons: 6
Coding region: 400-1242 (280 amino acids)
Biological process (GO): transmission of nerve impulse; positive regulation of synaptic transmission, glutamatergic; calcium ion transport
Cellular component (GO): AMPA glutamate receptor complex; postsynaptic density membrane
Molecular function (GO): channel regulator activity; voltage-gated calcium channel activity
Source: RefSeq, a predicted model, not a curated record
GGCUCACUCGAAUCCAGAACGUUGAUGAAGAAAAGUCUAUGGGUGCCAAUCUCUGGACCGUAGUUUUAUCCAAAAGAGGGACAUUAUUUGUGGUCUGAAUUUCGCAAAAGCUAACUUAGAUUUUGUUUAAUCAGUGAAGCUUCAUAGGCUAACCAUAUCCCCAAAGGCUGCCUCUGCCCAACUGCUGGCGCCAGGCUGAAGUGGAGUGCGCAACGAGUAUUGUCCUGUUGUGGGGCACUAAGUGCGCGACACAUCCACUGCUUCUCCGCGAGUCUGUAGACAAGUGUAGAGCGACACGAGAGGAACAGUAUUGUAAGAAAAAUAGCGCUUUCCUCGAAGAGACUUAUUUGUGAAGCUCCUCUUUCUGCCGGCGGCGCCCCCUGCAGUUGUGGAUGUGGUAUGACCCUGUGUGGCAGGAAGGUGUUGACAGUGCUAAGCAGCGUGUUCGCUGUGUGCGCCCUGGGCCUGCUGGGCAUCGCUGUCAGUACUGACUACUGGCUCUAUCUGGAGGAGGGUGUCAUUCUGCCCCUCAAUCAGAGCACUGAGUUACGCAUGUCCCUGCACUCGGGCCUCUGGAGGGUCUGCUUCACAGCUGGAGAUGAGAAAGGCCGUUGUUUCACCAUUGAGUAUGUGAUGCCCACCAACGUGCAGCUGACGUCGGAGUCUACAGUUAGUGUGCUGAAGAUGAUCCGUUCAGCCACUCCCUUCCCCCUGGUUAGUCUCUUCUUCUUGUUCAUUGGAUUUGUCCUGAGCAACAUCGGACAUAUCCGGCCCCACCGCACCAUCCUGGCCUUCAUCUCCGGAAUCUUCUUCAUCCUCUCAGGUCUGUCUCUGGUGGUGGGCCUGGUGUUGUACAUCUCCAGUAUUAAUGAUGAGAUGUUGAACAGGACAAAGACCAACGAGGCCUACUUCAGUUACCAGUAUGGUUGGUCCUUCGCUUUCGCUGCCAUCUCCUUCCUGCUCACUGAGACGGCCGGCGUCAUGUCCGUCUACCUGUUCAUGAAGCGCUACACGGCCGAGGAGAUGUACAGACCCCACCCGGGCUUAUAUGGGCCACGCCACAGCAACUGCUCCGACUACUCUGGUCAGUUCCUCCACCCGGACACCUGGGACCAGCACGGCCGCAGCCCCUCCAGCAUCUCCAGCGAAGCCUCGCUCCAGAUGAACCACUCCCUCCACUCCAACUACCCAGCGCUCCUCAAGUGUCCCGAGUAUGACCGCAUGUCCUCCUCCCCAUGCUGAGGCCUGCGUGAAGCCCUGGAGCCUGGGCAGUGGGUUGUACACACAUCCCCAGGAAGGGAGAGUCUGGCUGAGGUGGUAGACUAGGUUGUUCAGUCUGGAGGAGGGCGAUUGGGGGGGCUGAUGGGGAGGCGCCUAGGCUGGCUUUUGUGAGAGAGGGGGGGUGUAUCUUUUUCCAUGUGUGUGACGACCUCUUUUGAAGUCUUCUUGUAGUGCAGUUUUCUGAAUUUUGACACAUUUGGGAGAUGGCGACCAUGUCUGGUUUUACUCAAAGUACAGUAGAAGUAGUGAUUCUCAAUCAGACCUUGUUCACCUUCGCCGUACAGUACGUUCUCCAUCUUGGUCAAUAUAGAAGCCGAUAUCUCCCCGGUAACCCACGUAGGUCUUCUGUCAACUGUAUAACCUGUAAGAUAAUAUACUAUAAGUGGGUAGAUUGAAAGUGAAAAGUUUCUCUCUUUAUUAUCUAUUUAUUUUGACUGUGGGUUUAAUCGUCCCGUCAGAGAGCAGGAUGUUUAUUACACGUCAUUUAUCAAUUUAAAUCUUCUUUUCUUCGUCCAUCUCACGCUCAGCACUGUUGUACUGUUAAUAAAGACAGAGAUAAUGUUUGUAUAUGUUUGAAUGGAAAGAAACAAGGAAGCUACUACAUCCAUGGAGUCCAAAUGGAGUCCCUGCAGAAUUACAGGAUGUACAUAAUG